CACGUACAAAAACCCCAAGAGACACAGAGAAAAAGAAAUAUUCUUUAAAAUGAAAAUGAUAUCUUCAUCAUCGUCCACUAAAAUACUAAUAGGCAUUUCUGAUGAUAGUACAGAGCUUCUUUCUUGGGCAAUUACUGUUCUUGCUCAUCCUAAUGACAACAUUGCUGCUCUUCAUGUUCUUGUUGGUGAUGAAACAAAUAAGAAGAAGAAGAAGCGGAGCGAAUCAAUUAAGAAAGAACAAUGGCGAAUUCGGCAGGCAAAAGCUCAUGUUAUUUCUGUACUUGGAGAAUUUGCCAGGACUUGCAUGUCUUUGCAGAUAAAUUUGGAGGCUAGAGUUGGGUUCAGCUCAAGUGUAGCAAAAGGACUAAUUGAGGAAGCAAAAUCAAUUUCAGCUGAUUAUCUCAUACUUGGCCGAUCAAAUAAAACUUGGCAUGAAGUUGCCAAAUACUGUUAUAAGCAUGCUCCUCAAGGUUGCACUGUGGUGUCUAUUGGUAAAUGUGAACAACCUCCACAAAAUUCAAUUCCAACAUCAGUAAAAGAAACUCCUGAAUCAAAUUCAAGAUGGUUAUGCAAUGCCAAUUACAAUAGUGGAAGUACUGAGUCCAUUGGAAAUGACACUGAAUCAGAAACAAAAUCUCAAAAUAAUUCAUCACCAAAAACUGUAUUAGAUGAAGUUGACGUAGAAUCUAACACCACAGAAGAUGAUUCAAUCAGCAUUGAAGGCUCAACCAUAACAGAGUCACCUCCUCUGCCUCCAAAAAAGCAGAACUCGGCUCGUAAAAUAUUUUCCUCAUUCUUUACUUCGCCUUUACGAAAAAGAAACUACAGCUUUUCCAACAAAGAAAAAACCCCACCUCGUCUCAUUUGCUUCAGCUAUCAACAGAUUGCCAAUGCCACGAAUAACUUCCACACUCGUAACAUAGUAGGCCGAGGCGGAUAUUCAGAAGUGUAUAGAGGCGAUCUUUCGGAUGGAACAACAAUUGCAGUGAAAAGACUAGCCAAAGACAACAAAGACGCCACUAAAGAAAAAGAAUUCCUCACAGAAUUAGGCAUAAUUGGGCAUGUUUCUCAUCCCAAUACUGCCAAUUUAGUUGGCUGCUGCAUUGAAAAUGGACUGUACCUGAUCUUUGAUUUCUCCCAAAAUGGAAAUUUAGAAUCUGCAUUGCAUGGAAAUUUAAGCGAGUCACUUGAUUGGGAAGUGAGGUUCAGGAUUAUAUUAGGAGUGGCUAAAGGUCUGCAUUAUCUUCACAAAUGUUGCAGCCAUAGGAUCAUACACCGUGACAUUAAAGCCUCCAAUGUUCUUCUUGGACCUGACUUUGAACCACAGGUUAGUAAUCUUGAUUGUCGAAUCGAGCUAACUUUGUCAUUUCGGUUCGGUUAUUUGGUUUUGAUGAUUUUUUUGAUGCAGAUAACAGAUUUUGGGCUGGCAAAAUGGCUACCAAACAAGUGGAGUCACCAUGCAGUGAUUCCAAUAGAAGGUACAUUCGGAUACUUAGCACCUGAGUAUUUCAUGCACGGCAUUGUCGAUGAAAAAACCGAUGUUUUUUCCUUCGGAAUCCUUCUUCUGGAGAUCAUAUCUGGCCGGAGACCGGUCGAUCAUUAUUCGAAGCAAAACCUUCUUUUAUGGGCAAAGCCUCUAAUGGAAUCAGGAAAAAUCAGAGAAGUAGCUGAUCCAAAACUUGAAGGAAAAUUUGAUGAACAUGAAAUGUUCAAAGUUUUGUUGACUGCUUCAUACUGUGUGAGACAGUCAUCAAUUUGGCGGCCAUCGAUGACCCAAGUGUUGGAGCUUCUAACGAGUGGACAUGGUGAUGACUGUGAGGUUUCAAGAAGCUGGAGAAUGCCUAAGUUUACGUCUGAUGAGCUUGAUGAUUACUCCAUGUUUUUUGGAUAUGAUGUUCCGGUUGACUUUCAUUUUGAGGAUUUUUUAUAGUUUUUUUUUUGUUCUAAUGCCUUGGGUUUUAGUUUUUAUUUUAUUGUUUUAGGGUUUUAACAAUCAAAUUUGCCUGCCCUGUCUAAUGUAACAAAAGUUUGAGUUGAGUUUAAGAA
Mercurialis annua (annual mercury) is the source of this 2046-nucleotide messenger RNA. RefSeq names its product probable receptor-like serine/threonine-protein kinase At5g57670. The transcript has 5 exons. Gene Ontology annotation, molecular function: protein kinase activity; ATP binding. Gene Ontology annotation, biological process: protein phosphorylation. Lineage: Eukaryota; Viridiplantae; Streptophyta; Magnoliopsida; Malpighiales; Euphorbiaceae. The record is from RefSeq and is a predicted model, not a curated record. The coding region runs from base 50 to 1930 and encodes 626 amino acids.